GGGCCGCCGGGACGGCGGCAUGGCCCCAUAGGCGGAGGCGGCGGCGGCGCUGGGGCUGCGCUCGCGCUCGGCCGCGCAGAAUUAUGGAUCCAAGCUUGCUCAGAGAGCGAGAGCUAUUCAAAAAGCGUGCGCUCUCUACACCAGCAGUAGAAAAACGUCCAGCACCAUCUUCCGACUCCUCGUCUUCCAAGAAGAAGAAAACAAAGGUAGAACAAGGCAGCUCGUCAAGCUCAAAACAAAACACAGAUCACAGCAAUGGGUCAUUUAACUUGAAAGCCCUUUCAGGAGGCUCUGGCUACAAGUUUGGAGUCCUUGCUAAAAUAGUGAAUUAUAUGAAGACUCGGCACCAGCGUGGUGAUACACAUCCGUUAACCCUAGAGGAAAUUUUGGAUGAAACGCAACAUUUAGAUAUUGGACUGAAACAGAAACAAUGGUUGAUGAGUGAGGCUCUAGUCAAUAAUCCGAAAAUAGAAGUUAUAGAUGGGAAGUAUGCUUUCAAACCCAAGUACAACUUGAAAGAUAAAAAGGCUCUUCUCAGGCUAUUGGACAAGCAUGACCAGCGAGGGCUGGGAGGAAUCCUUCUGGAAGAUAUUGAGGAAGGGCUACCCAAUGCACAAAAAGCCAUAAAGGCUUUAGGGGACCAGAUCAUCUUUGUUAAUCGUCCUGAUAAGAAGAAAAUUCUUUUCUACAAUGACAAGAGCUGUCAGUUUACUGUGGAUGAAGAAUUUCAGAAGCUGUGGAGAAGCAUUCCCGUGGAUUCUAUGGAUGAGGAGAAAAUUGAAGAGUAUCUGAAACGACAGGGUAUCUCUUCCAUGCAAGAAGCUGGACCAAAGAAAAUAGCUCCUGUUCAGAGGAGAAAGAAACCUGCUUCUCAGAAGAAACGUCGAUUUAAGACUCACAACGACCACUUGGCUGGAGUAUUAAAAGAUUACUCUGAUGUUGUUCCUGGCAAACAGUGACUGGCUGAAUUCUGGAGCAAACACGCGUUUUUAUACAGGCUUUUUGCCGCUCAGGCUCAGUGUCUGCUCGCAGAAAGAAUGACUGUAUAUAGUAAUGUGAUAUUUUUCCCCAUCCCAGCAACUGCUGAGAUAAAACAGGUCAGUUUAAGAGCAAGUAUGAACUACUAAAUUUAGAGUUUAAUUUAAUUAGCUAAUGGGAAAUGCCUCUUUAAGUAAGAGACUCUCACUAGUUGCCUCUUGGUUUAGAGUGAUAAAUGGUGCUCAGCAUGUAAUGCCAGAGUUCCUGUUCAGUGCUUAACUCUGCUUUUACAUUGCUUAAUGGGUAUUUACCUGGAAUUACUUAAGAGGAGCUUUCUGGUAGUAUUGAAUACAUUUGUUUUGCCUAUUUCAGAAAAAACUAUUCCUAAAAAUCACUGCAGGUGAGUUGCUUUCAGAGAGUUAAAUACACCCACUGUUUGCAUAUUCCUACCUAUGGUGGGAUUAAGCUUUACUAAAAGUUGGUGAUAUCUGAGGCUGGACUCAGAAAUACCCCUCUCCAGAACUCCCAGCAAGCUGCAGGGUAGCACUGCAGCUGCAUAAAGAGCAUCAGAAACUGCCCUUGGCAAUUUCUCAUCACGGAAGUGGCUGCACAUAUGUUUCACAGUUAUGCGCUAUGGACAGGAAGGAAAUAAAAUGGUAGUGUAAUACUAAGGCGAUUUUUUUUAAGUAAUAAACUUAUAAUACUGG
Rhea pennata is the source of this 1685-nucleotide messenger RNA. RefSeq names its product general transcription factor IIE subunit 2 (gene GTF2E2). Bases 84 to 959 code for a protein of 291 amino acids. Gene Ontology annotation, biological process: transcription initiation at RNA polymerase II promoter. Gene Ontology annotation, cellular component: transcription factor TFIIE complex. The transcript is spliced from 8 exons. The record is from RefSeq and is a predicted model, not a curated record. Gene Ontology annotation, molecular function: TFIIH-class transcription factor complex binding. Lineage: Eukaryota; Metazoa; Chordata; Aves; Rheiformes; Rheidae.